GUACCCGGGCCCCGUACCGUAGAUCGUUGGCAAUGCGACGCUGAAGCGCUAAUGCAGAAGCCUGAGAAGGUGCAGUGAGGCGCCACUACUGGCUGAACAACCGACAGCAGGCUUUGAUCAAGGCCAGCGCACGCUGGGCAUCACAUUGAUAUGAGCGAGCCCUCAAGCUUUUCGGUGUCGAUUUGGCCAGCUGGGCCGAGUGGCAAUGGAGUCUCUUAGCCCGACAAGCAGCGUUGCAGAAGUAGCUGCAGCCACAGGCGCCCUCCUGUCAAACAGCCCUGAUGAGGCUGCACGGGCUGACAAAAUUAUCAGGGAACAAUGCUGCGACGGACAGGUGUUGUUUCUGGUCAAAGAGGAGCCCGAGGAUUUCAUUGCGCAGCUUCAGCUGAGUUCGUUCGGAUCAAAGAUCAAAGUCAAGGCUGCUCUGAAGAUGCUCGGCAGUACUGUUGGACCCAGCCACUCGUCAGAAGCUCCCAAUGCCAGCCCUAAGUCCACACGUCAGCCCUCUGCUGAGGCAGAGACCAACCAGGGUGACGGACCUCCAAAGCCAGCUUCUCAGAAGGAGGACUUCACCAAAUGCACGGCUCAGGAGCAACAGUCUCCCGUUGUGCUUCCAACCCCAUCCCCAGUGCUGGCGAGUGGCGAGGGAGAGGAUCUGAGCAAGCUCUCCCCAGUGCCUCUAACAAUGGCUUCUCCCAGGACUCCAGCAGCCGGUGCUGAUGUUGAGCGAAACAGCAAUGCAGUUCCCGCCCAGGACAUUCAGACAGGCCUAGGAGCACAUGCUUCAGCUUCUGUCACAGCUGGUGCUGCCACUGUGGAGCAGAAGCUUUCGGACGUAAAGCCAGAGCCUAUGGAGAUUGACGUCCCCAUUGGGCCAGUUGUGCCUCCAGCGACGACGGACUCUGAGAGAGCUGGGAGCGCUGAACCCCCAGCUCAGACCGCUGUUGCUGGUGCGCAAGUGAAAGCAGAGCCUGGAGCAGACGCACCUGAGAUCAAACCGGAGUCUGUAGAAGCGCCGAAAUCAAAGGCCCAGGCCUCAACCCCCAGACAGAUGUUCAAGCAGACCAUAGAUGGGGCAAAGCAAGCCCUUGAGACAAUGAAAAUGCUGCUCAUGCAGAAAGGGAAGAGCCUGGCACCAACCAACCGCGUGAAGGCAUGGACGGAUGCGGCUGGCGAUCUGUUAAGACAGACAGCAGUCCCUUCGACAAGGAUUGGAGUUAUUGGAGACACGGGUGCGGGGAAGAGUUCCCUGAUCAAUGCUGCUCUUGGCGAAGAAAGUAUCCUUCCAACCAACGGUAUGAGGGCCUGCACCGCCACAGUCAUCAGGCUGGAGUACAACACUGCGAACCGUCUCUACGAGGGGGAGGUGCACUUUGUGGCAAGGGACGAACUCCGUGCCGAGGUGGAGCUCCUGCUGGCAGAUGCCAAGGAAGAUGGCACGUCAAUCAAGGUUGGCUCCAGGCUGAAGAAUGACAGCGCCAAGGAGCUGGCCAUUGCCAAGCUGGUGUCCAUCUGGGGCAAGGACGUCAUCCAGCGGCCCAAUCUGACAGCCGACUACCUUCUCGGCCUCCCCGGCGUCACCAGUGUCCUGGGCGCCGUCAAGCACAUCCGCAAUGCGAAAGCUAAGGACUUCUCGAAAGAGAUGAACAAGUACGUGGACUCGACGCCCUCAAACGAGAUGACCGGGGGAGCCUUCUGGCCGCUUGUCAAGGAGGCGUGCAUCCGCCACGCCUGGCCACUGCUGGAGUCCGGUGCCAUCAUUGUGGAUCUGCCCGGUGUCAGGGACGCCAAUGCUGCGAGAGCAAAGGUGGCGGAGGGCUACCUGAAGAAGUGCAACACCAUCUGGGUCGCAGCCAACAUCUGCCGUGCCGUCGAUGACGGGACUGCCAAGAAUCUGCUAGGAGACAACUUCAGGCGCCAGCUCCUGAUGGACGGGCAGUACGGGAAGCUGGCGUUCAUCUGCACCAAGGUUGAUGACAUCAACACCGGCGAGACUAUCAACACCCUCGGCGUGAGGAGGAUCUGCGAAGACAACGGCGUUAGCGAGGAGGAGUUUGACAAGCUGACCAGAGACAUCGACGAGCUGGAAGACAAGAAGUACACGGCGGAAAAGCUGAACAAGACGCACCAGGAGCGCCUCGACCGCUACAAGGAGCAGAUCGAAAGGUGGACCGAAGUCCGGGACAACCUGUCGGAGGAACUAGAGCUGGACCACGGAGUGCCGGACGAGACCGAGAGGAGCCUCCCGCACGACCUGGUGGCUGCCCUUGAGGCCGCCGAGGCGGCAGAAGCUGCAGGUGAAGCGAACACAGGCGAGGCCGACGAGGGCGACCAAUCUGAAGUCGAAGAGGACGGCGCAUCUGAAGACGAGGACGAGGACUGGAUGCCAGCCACCAAGCGGGCAAGGGUCGAUCCUGAACUGCCAACACAUGACCAGGCGUUUUUGCCCGGGGAGGCCGGCAAGCUGCAGGCCAAGCGGCGCAAGCUGAACCUGAAGCUGCGCAAGCUGCACCUCAACUUCCAGCUGUCCACCAAGGUGGUCAGAGAGACCGACGCGGAGAUCAACGUCGUCCUGGGCCCGCUGACCAGGCUGACCAAGCGCCUCAAGUACCUGUGCGUCAUCGCGCGCAACAAGUACUCCACGCACGAGCUCAAGGAGGACUUCAAGGCGGGCUUGGAGGAGAUGCAAGAGCUAGCCGGCAACAGCGGUGCACUUCAGGCGCAGGACCUUGACCUGCCCGUCUUCUGCAUCUCAUCUAAGGAGGCGCAGACCUUCUCCCGCACGGCUCGGCGCAGUGGCAGCGCGCAGGUCUUCAGCAAUGUUGAAGACACGGGCCUGCCACGGCUCCGGUCGUACCUGCACGAUAUCACUGGCAAGCAGCAGGUGGCGGGGGCCAAGCGCAUGGCCACUGCUCUCACGGGCUACUUCGCCGGCAUCUGCACUUACCUCAGCGACGACGGCACCCUGGACAGCGAGGUGCGCGAGCAGAUCCGCGAGCUGUGCGAGCGCCACACGGGGCGGCUGGACGCGGAGGUUAAGGAGAAGUUGGCAGUGUCGAGCGGCAAACUGCAGGCCAUGUUCACGACGGACGAGAUCCAGCCGCAGCUGCACGCCGGCGUCGAGGACGCAGUCAACCGGGCGGUCUCUACGGCGCGCAAGUGGGGCAACUCGGCGCGGGCGGACAACCCGGGGGACCGCGGGCUCCACUGGGCGACCUACAAGGCUGCUGUCCGACCCGGCCGCUUUGGCAUCUACACCUCCCGCACGGCUGGGCAGAUUGACAUGAACGAGGCGCUGGCGAAGCCCAUCCACAACAAAGUCUCAGUCGCCUGGGACACGGUUAUGAACAGCCGGGCCAAGGAGCAUCUGCUGGAGUACCAGACGGAGGUAUUGGGAUCUCUCGGCGACUUUUGCAAGGAACUGCGAAAGGUGUUGCUGGGCCUCGGUGUGGAAGAGCCGCGAAUCCUCCGGGUUGAGAGGACGGCGGAGGUGGACUACACCGAGAAGCUGGAGACCAAGAUCGAGGAGGUGCUGAAGUUCAUGGAGGAGCAGCAGCGGGACAUCUCCCGGGCCCUCAACCCAGAGAUCCAGGAGCGGAUGAAGGACGCCUACAUUGGCUGCACGGAAGAGCGGGGCUCAGGCUCGUUCAACCGCAUGAAGGCAAUCAUGGAGAAACACGUCGACUCGGAGCGGCAGACCAUGUUCGAGGACGCUUCCGAGAGGAUGCUGGCUGCCCUGGAGGACCUGGCUGUGCAGAUCCGGGACAUGACCGGCAAGAUCACCGAGGGCCUCACCAAGACCCUCCAGCAGCACUACGGCUGCUUCUGGGACGACCCAGUGCUCGACCUGGCCGGCCGCAACGCCGCGGCCGCGGACCUGAGCAUCAUCUGCAAGCAGGCCGACGCGGUGUGCGCAGUCGCGGGCGUUGCGCCGCAGCCGUGGUCCAUCGUGCCCCGUACAGCGCCCGAGCCAAAGCCCCGAGCGGUGCCAAAGCCGAAGGCCGAGCCCGGCAGCACUGCCACCAGCAAGUAUGCUGCCUGGAGCCUUACUCGACCCGAGGACUUCGACUCCGAUGAUGAAGAGAGCGACGAUGACGAAGAGUCGGAGGAGAACGACCCAACGACGCGGAGGCCUCCGAGCCCGGAGCUCGACGACGACGACGAAGAGGACGACGACGAAGAGGAGGAAGAGAACAAUCAUUCGCCCACGUGUCACGUGGACUUUUGCGUGGAGUGCAACGAGUGCCACCAUUGCGAAGGCUACGAUUGUGACGGCAACGAUUACGAAGAUGACGAACUCAACGAGGACGAAGACGAGGAGGAUGAAGACGAGGAUCAAUCGAUUUACUGAACCUGUAUCACAAGCACCGUUGGUCGAGUCCUUAGAGUUGUCAAUAUGUUUAAGAUUGUACUUCAUAGGUCUCUGGAUUUGACAUGGUACAAUACAUAAAGCAGGGCCCUAUAAAUAGCUAGGACAAGCAGACGUGGUGUGUGCGUUAGCUGCUUCGUGUCAUGGGUUGUAUGACACUUCUUGUGUAUGGUAGGGAGC
Molecule: messenger RNA, 4549 nt
Organism: Klebsormidium nitens
Lineage: Eukaryota; Viridiplantae; Streptophyta; Klebsormidiophyceae; Klebsormidiales; Klebsormidiaceae
Source: the annotation of a GenBank genome assembly